Messenger RNA from Paraphaeosphaeria sporulosa, 393 nucleotides. RefSeq lists its product as uncharacterized. The record is from RefSeq and is a predicted model, not a curated record. The transcript has a single exon. Lineage: Eukaryota; Fungi; Ascomycota; Dothideomycetes; Pleosporales; Didymosphaeriaceae. The coding region runs from base 1 to 393 and encodes 130 amino acids.
AUGAUGGAUUUCGGCUUCGGAAUCAUCGUCAAGGCGUACGCUGUCAUGCUCUGCGGUUCGGCCUCGCGGGUUUGGUCCCUCGCGAUGGAGGUCUUCUGGAAGGCCAUUUGCCCUUUCUUGAUGGUAGCGCUGCUUGUGGUGCCGGUGUACCUCGUCGACAUUCGUCUGGCGAUGUCGCUGAUGGCCACAUCGGAUCAGUCCGACGAUAGUUGGAACCCGUACGCCAUGACUGAGAAACCGAAUACCACUCAGGGUAUCGUGAUCGCGGUCAUAAUUCUCCCCUAUAUCUUCCGAGUUGCCUGGAUUAUCCCGCUGUCCUUUUGUCUCUGGUCGCACUAUUGGGUCGCUUUCGAGCUUGGCAACCCCGUUCGUCGAUCCCAUUCCUCAACUUGA